AUGGCCGAAGAAGAAGUACGGUCGAAGCCCUUUGUGCCGGCCAAGAAACUCAACACGAACUAUCCCCUCAUCGACAGUGACCCCCACUUCAAACGAGUCAUCCGCUAUGCCCGCACAUCCGACUAUGUCGCCGGCACAGCCAUGGCAGCAGCCGGCCCGGCCCUGCUGCUCUUCUGGGAGCGCGUCUCACCCUCCUACGUCGGUCGGGGUGGUUUCGCGCCCGUGAUGCGGCUGACGGGCGCCGUCGGCGCGACGGCUGGAUUUCUGCUGUUCUACCAGCGCUCAAUCCUGCGCUUCUACGGCGUCAGCGAGAACAGGCGCGAGAUCGAGAUGGACAUGAAGGAGAUGGUCUCCAAGGUCAAGAAGGGCGAGCCGCUGUACGGGCACUCGGGGAUGUCGGAGUAUUUGCAGGGCGUGGCGUCGAGGAACUCGAGAUAUUCGGGCAUUUGGUUGCAUGUGCUGCCGUGGUUCAACUUUGCUAACCAUAACCAGCAUGGUGUGGAUACAGCGAAAUAUUACCAGCAGGCGGAACGGGAGCUGGAGGCUGAGCGGACUCUUCGGUAG
Coniosporium apollinis CBS 100218 is the source of this 564-nucleotide messenger RNA. RefSeq lists its product as uncharacterized. The transcript has 5 exons. Bases 1 to 564 code for a protein of 187 amino acids. NCBI's taxonomy places the organism in Eukaryota, Fungi, Ascomycota, Dothideomycetes. The record is from RefSeq and is a predicted model, not a curated record.